GGUUGUUUCGUCGCCGGCUGCGUGUCCGAUCGCAACCGAUUCCCCGCUACGCGCGCGCGCGCGCGCCACGGAACUGCGCCGAUUCGCGCGAUCGCAGCCAUCGAGGGUGAGGUUCGUCCGAGUGAGAAGGUGGGAGGAAAAGAAGAAAAAGAGGAGCAAGUAACUUUCGGAGUGUCCGAGUCGGGCCGCGCCGGUUGUUCCUCGCGGCCUCCGGUUUUACAGUGUCAACAGUGCGCGCGCGUCUAUUCCUCUCUUGCCGCGUACGUCGUCGUCGUCGUCGUAUACCGAGUUUACACCCGAGUUGGCCAGUGCCAAAUAUAAUGUGAGCGCGGUCUGUGAGUGAGACGAGGAGACGAGUUUUUCGGAUUCGGAGAGAGAGAUAAGAAAAGAUCGGCGCGCGACUCGAACAUGGCGCGGAGCGAGGCCUAGGACCGAUCGCGUCUCGCUUCCCCUUUCCGCAGAGGGGAGAGUAAAGGGGCAGAGGGAGGGCAGAGGACGAGCAGGAGAGGUGAGUUCUCUCAGCAGAAGCUUCUCGCGGGCGCCGAGGACACAUCCGCGCGGAAGGAGAGGCGGCGGCGGAGCUCGCAUCAGCAUGACGGAGAAACGGAGCUCGCGCCGAGCCUUCCGGCCGUGGGUCGUCCUCGCGACGGUCCUGUCCGCGCAGCUGCUGGCCCCGCAGCGGGCCCGCGGCGAGAUCUACACCAAGAUGUUCUCCAGCCAGCAGAACCCGAGCGACCCGUGCUACGACGAGGACCGGCCGCGCCGGUGCAUCCCCGACUUCGUCAACGCGGCCUUCGGCGCGAGCGUCGAGGCGUCGUCCACGUGCGGCACCGGCGGGCCCACCCGGUACUGCGACGUGACCGACGAGCCCGGCGGCACCACCGGCAUCGGGCACUGCCACGUGUGCGACGACAGCACGCCCCGGCGACGCUUCCCCGCCAACUACCUGACCGACCUCAACAACCCGAACAACGUCACCUGCUGGCGCAGCGAGCCGCUCGUCAGCUCGCAGAGCUUCUCCGCGCCGCCCGACAACGUCACCCUGACCCUCUCCCUCGGCAAGAAGUACGAGCUGACGUACGUCAGCCUGCAGUUCUGCCCGCGCGCCGCCAAGCCGGACUCGAUCGCGAUCUACAAGUCCAUGGACUACGGCAAGACCUGGCAGCCGUUUCAGUUCUACUCGUCGCAGUGCCGGCGGGUCUACGGCAGGCCGAAUCGCGCGACCAUCACCAAGGCGAACGAGCAGGAGGCGCGGUGCACCGACAGCCACCGUUACACCGGCGGGGACGGCCUCGGCCCGGUCGGCAGGAUCGCCUUCAGCACCCUCGAGGGUCGCCCGUCCGCCGCCGACUUCGACAACUCGCCGGUGCUGCAGGACUGGGUGACCGCCACCGACAUCCGCGUCGUCUUCAACCGGCUGCACAUGCCGUCCGGCCCGGAGCAGGUGCCGUCGCUCAACGGGGCCGAGGAGCAUCACGUGGCGGCGAUCGGCCUCGAGGAGCUCACCAAGCGGGAACGGGAGCGCGAGGAGCGGCUCAAGAGCCAGAAGAAUGCGAUCCUGCACGCGCACGACCCCCUGGUGACGGCGCUGCCCUCGGUCCACCAGGUCAUCGCGCCCCAGGAGAUGCAGUCCAACGACGCGCUCGACGCCGCGGUCCGCGACAUGGGCUUCGUCCCGGUCACCGUCUCCUCGACCACGACCACGCUCGCGAGCGUCGCCCUCAACGGCCUGGGCCCGGCCACCGCCACCAUGGCCCACCACUACGCGGUCUCGGACUUCGCCGUGGGCGGCAGGUGCAAGUGCAACGGCCACGCGGCGCGCUGCAUCCCCGGCAAGGACGGCGAGGUCGUCUGCGAGUGCAGGCACAACACCGCCGGCAGGGACUGCGAGCGGUGCCGGCCCUUCCACUUCGACCGCCCGUGGGCCAGGGCCACCGCCAGGGACGCCAACGAGUGCAAAGUGUGCAACUGCAACCUCCACGCGAGAAAGUGCAGAUUCAACAUGGAGCUGUACAAGCUGUCGGGCCGUGUCAGCGGAGGCGUUUGUCUGCAGUGCCGGCAUUUUACGGCAGGAAGGCACUGUCAUUACUGCCGCGAAGGUUACUACAGGGACCCGGCGAGACCGAUCACGCAUCGCAAGGCCUGCAAACCGUGUGACUGCCAUCCGAUCGGGGCUUCUGGAAAGACCUGUAACCAGAGCAGCGGCCAGUGUCCCUGCAAAGACGGCGUAACCGGUAUUACUUGCAACAGAUGCGCCAGGGGCUACCAACAGAGCAGAUCGCAUAUUGCGCCUUGCAUCAAGAUACCCAGGGUCGUGCAGACGCAGGGCACGGCUGGCGAGGAGAGCGGCGAGCAUGAGGACGACGACGACGAGCGCGGAUACGACGGACGAGCUGAUCAGUGCGGAAAGUGUCGUGCCAGCACCAAGAGGCUAAAUCUCAACAAGUACUGCAAAAGAGACUAUGCUAUUCUGGGCAGAAUAACGGACAGGCACAAGAAAAGCGACGGCUCGCAAGCCGGCACGAGCGUAUCGGGCACAUCCUGGAUUCGAUUCACUCUAAACGUCGACUUCAUUUACAAGAAAAACCCCAACUCGAGGAUUCGACGUGGCGACGUAUCUCUUUACGUUCACUCGGCUGAUCUGGCCUGCAGAUGCCCCAAAAUCAAGCCCAAUAAGUCGUACUUGAUCCUUGGCCAAGAGAGUGACGGCAGUGGCCAAGGUGGGCUCACGGUGACACAGAGGUCGAUCGUCAUCGAGUGGCGCGACGAAUGGCACCGCCGAAUGCGCCGUUUCCAACGAAGGGCGAGAUCGUGCCAUUGAGAUGCUCGUACGUCGCGGAAAGAGAGGAAGAGAUAGAGAGCAAGCUGGGGAGAGAAAGAGAAAGAAAAGAGAGAGAAAAAGAAUG
Messenger RNA from Vollenhovia emeryi, 2906 nucleotides. Its product is annotated as netrin-1-like. The coding region runs from base 593 to 2821 and encodes 742 amino acids. NCBI's taxonomy places the organism in Eukaryota, Metazoa, Arthropoda, Insecta, Hymenoptera, Formicidae. The record is from RefSeq and is a predicted model, not a curated record. Gene Ontology annotation, molecular function: protein binding. The transcript has 7 exons.